AUGGCAUUCGGAUCCAACAAAACACUACUUUUCCAACUCAAAGGGUUCGAAUAUUUCACCCUAAUUGGAACGGAGCCAAAGUACGUUGCUCCACUUACCCUGCAUUAUGUGUGGACGCCACUGGGCAUCAUGCAACCCGGCUAUCGUUAUAUCACGCAGGUGCAUGAGGCCGACUCGUAUCAGCGGCUAAUGAGUGGUUUACAGCAAUUCAACGAGGAUUGCGGUCCGGUCCGGUUAGAAGUUCUAUAA
Messenger RNA from Penicillium crustosum, 249 nucleotides. RefSeq lists its product as uncharacterized. The transcript has a single exon. Lineage: Eukaryota; Fungi; Ascomycota; Eurotiomycetes; Eurotiales; Aspergillaceae. The record is from RefSeq and is a predicted model, not a curated record. The coding region runs from base 1 to 249 and encodes 82 amino acids.